Molecule: messenger RNA, 6362 nt
Organism: Phalaenopsis equestris
Lineage: Eukaryota; Viridiplantae; Streptophyta; Magnoliopsida; Asparagales; Orchidaceae
Product: ATP-dependent RNA helicase DEAH11, chloroplastic-like
Exons: 4
Coding region: 262-5484 (1740 amino acids)
Biological process (GO): spliceosomal complex disassembly
Cellular component (GO): intracellular anatomical structure; catalytic step 2 spliceosome
Molecular function (GO): ATP binding; zinc ion binding; RNA binding
Source: RefSeq, a predicted model, not a curated record
GGGAAACGUUUCCCCACUUUAAAAGGAAGAAGUUUUUUCACCCCCAAUCGUUACGCGCCAUCCAUUGUAUGGUGCUGAGAAAUGAACGGUUCGAUUUGGUAGGUUCAUAGUACACGUGGUGAGUCAUAUUCAUGGUAUGGUUCUCCCUCGCCGUCGGUCACCCUUCCCCCGCCCGUAUCAUUUGGUGGAACCACGAUUUUCUUUUCGCCAUUUUUAUAGCUUCGUUCUGCCUUUUGAUUUCUCGACCUUCGCUGGAUCCCGAUGAGUUACCAGCGCCACGAUCACCGCCAUGGCUGGCCGCCGGGAAGGGUUUCUGGCUGCCGGAACACUCCGUCAUCGACCUACCAUGCUCGCCCACCGGGUGUUCGCUUCCAUCGGGGAUUUGAACAGCCGCUGUCUCCGGUCUCUUCGCCUGGUUUCACUCUUGUUCUCUUACGUCGCGGCGGUGGUCGGGGAUUACCUUGCCCUAAGGUAAUCGCGGACUUGAUAUCUACUUGCCCGGCGGUCCCCGUUGAUUUCUUCGUCCGUGCAGAGGGCAACGUUGCCGCGAAGCUGUUCUUUCAGCAGUGGUGCCAUGUCUUAGAAGCGCUUGUCUUUUUUUGGAGGCGUCGUCUCGAAGGCUUUCAUUUGCUCACGCCAUCACUGAUUUCCGGGGUUUCGGUUUGUUCUGAUCGAGAUGAAUUGGAGGAACGCCUGCGAGUGCUCUUUACGAGUCACAUCAACGGAUUGCUGGAGGGGGAAUCGGUGCAGAAAAUUAAUAGUAGGAUUGGUGAGGUUUCUGCGGAGGUGAGUAAGGUUGGGAAGCAGCUUUCCCGACCCCAGCACUUGGGGUUUCAUCAGAAGUUACAGGAAGAAAGAAAGAGUUUGAUAGAGGAAUUAGGGUUGCUGAAGGACAGGCUGGGGGAGUUCCGCGCUGCUUUAGGUUGCCUGCUUGAUCAUCUUGGCGGGAAGAAGACUCUUGGGCUUCGAGAGAUGGGGCAAGUUGAGAUUUUUAGGUUUGAUGUUGAACUUGACUGGGCCAGAGUUCACCAUAUUAUUUUGAGGGAGUGCAAGAGACUCAGUAGUAGUUUACCUAUAUACUCUUACCGUAGGGAAAUUCUUCGGGGUGUGUCUUCUAAUCAGGUUGUGGUCUUGAUUGGGGAAACAGGUUCAGGAAAGAGCACACAGCUAGUACAGUUUCUAGCUGACGCUGGCUUAGCUAGUAGUGGAUUGAUUAUUUGCACUCAACCGCGCAAGAUUGCUGCAAUGACUCUCGCAAGGAGGGUUUGUGAAGAGACUUUUGGGUGUUAUGCUGAUAACUUUGUCAGUUUCCAUGCCACCACCUUAUUUUCUCAGAGGUUAAAAUCUGGAAUAAUAUAUAUGACGGAUCACUAUCUACUGCAACACUAUAUGAAUGAAACAAGUUUAACUGGUAUUUCAUAUAUCAUUGUUGAUGAAGCUCAUGAAAGAAGCCUGAAUACUGAUCUCUUAUUAGCAUUGAUCAAGAAGAAAUUGCUCGAGAGACUUGAUUUACGUGUUAUAAUAAUGUCUGCUACGGCUGAUGCUAGUAAACUGGCAGAUUUUUUUAAUGGUUGUUGUACCUUUCACGUCAAAGGGAGGACUUUUCCUGUUGAUAUCAAAUAUGUUACUGAUGUGUCUGAUGAGGAUCUUUGGUGUCAGACCCCAAAGCAUAUUCCCAGCAAUUAUUCUUCAUACCUUUCUAAUGUUAUCAAAAUGGUGAGCAUAAUUCACAAGAAGGAGAAGGCUGGUGGAAUUCUGGCAUUUUUGACUUCUCAAGCUGAAGUAGAAUGGGCUUGCGAAAAUUUCAGUGAUUCUUCAGCAGUGGUCUUACCACUGCAUGGAAAACUUUCGCACGAAGAUCAAAUCCGUGUUUUUUGUAACUACCCAGAGAAGAGAAAAAUCAUUUUUUCCACAAAUGUGGCAGAAACUUCGCUCACAAUACAGGGCAUCAAAUAUGUUGUCGACUCUGGCAUGGUUAAGGAGAGCAGAUUUGAACCAAGUACCGGCAUGAAUUUGCUUAGGGUUACCUGGACCAGUCAAAGUUCAGCAAAUCAGAGAUCUGGCCGAGCAGGUAGAACAGAACCAGGCAAAUGCUACAGGCUUUAUUCUAAAUCAGAUUUCCAGUCAAUGACAGUGCAUCAAGAGCCCGAAAUUCGUAAAGUUCACCUUGGAGUUGCUCUUUUGAGGAUCCUUAUCUUGGGCGUGAAGAAUGUACAGGACUUCGAGUUUGUUGAUGCUCCAAGCCCGGAGGCGAUUGACAAAGCCAUGCAGAAUCUUGUUCAGUUAGGUGCAGUUGUGUGCAAAAAUCAUUUCUUUGAGCUUACUUCUACUGGUUCUACCUUGGUUAAAUUGGGUAUUGAGCCUCGGCUUGGCAAAAUAAUCCUAGAGUCAUUUUCAUGUGGUUUAAGGAAGGAGGGUGUUGUUCUUGCCGCAGUUAUGGCAAAUUAUAGUAGUAUAUUUUGUCGAGUUGGUAGCGAUGUGGACAAGCAUAAAGCUGACUGCUUGAAGGUCCCUUUCUGCCAUCAUGAAGGAGACCUUUUUACUCUGCUUUCUGUUUACUUGGAAUGGGAAAAUAAAGGCACAAACAAAAAUGAGUGGUGCUGGCAGAAUAGCAUCAAUGCCAAGUCUAUGAGGAGAUGUCAUGAAGCUGUAUUGGAGUUAGAAAAUUGCCUAAAAAAUGAGCUCAAUAUGAUUACUCCCAGCUAUUUUGUAUGGAACCCGCAUAAACCUAGUGAACGCGAUAAGGAUCUGAAGAAGGUUAUUCUCUUUUCUCUUGUGGAGAAUGUAGCUAUGUACACUGGAUCCGAUCAACUUGGUUAUGAAGUGGCUUUAACAGGGCAAAAACUGCCGCUUCAUCCUUCCUGUUCACUUCUGGUAUAUGGGCAGAAGCCAAGCUGGAUCGUGUUUACUGAAAUAUUGUCAAGUGAAAAUCAGUAUCUAGUUUGUGCAACUGCUGUUGAUCGGGAAAGCCUGUGCACGGUUCGACUCCUUUCAUUUAAUAUUGCACAAAUGGAGGAGAAGAAGAUGCUUACGAAGAUUAUCAGUGGGCUUGGAAAUAUUCUACUUCGAAGGUUAUGUGGCAAGUCAAACCAUGGCAUAGAAAGCAUUAUGUCAUACAUUCAGAAAGAAUGCAUGGACCGAAAUUUCUAUAUUAGAGCAGAUUUCGAUAGAAGAGAGAUCCAUUUAUUUGCUUCUUCAAAGAAUUUGGAAAAGGUCUCUUCCAUGUUUAAUGAUGUCUUAGAGUGUGAAAGAAGAUUGUUGAGGGAAGAGUGCAUUGAGAAAUGCUUAUUCAUUGCUGUUGCUGGAAGUUUUCCUUCCUUUGCACUAUUUGGUUCCGGUGGUGAAAUUAAGCAUUUGGAACUCGACAAUCGGUGUUUAACAGUGGAAAUAUUCUAUCCUCGUGUCCAUGAGUUGAACAAUAAGGAACUUAUUCUGUUAAUUAAUCAGAACAUUUCAGGUAUAGCUAAUAUUUAUGUAUUUGGAGGGAAUGGACAAGAAGGACCAGACACUUGUAAGUGGGGCAAAGUAACAUUUCUUAAGCCCGAAGAUGCACAAAAAGCUAUCACUAAGCUAAAUAGGUUGGAAUUUCAUGGAAACUUGUUGAAAGUUGUGCCUGCAGUGGUGGCGGAACGUAGAAAUUUACCUUUUUCUGCUGUAAGAACCAAAGUAUGUUGGCCUCAAAGGCCUAGCAGGGGAGUUGCACUUGUCGAAUGUUCAGCUGAGGAUGCUGAAUAUAUUAUCAAGAAUUGCUGUCCUAAGUUUAUUGGAGGAAGUUAUGUACAAUGUUCAGCCAGCACAAAGUUCCCAAAUUGUCUUUUUGUGACAGGAAUUAGAAAAGAUGCUUCAGAACGGGAAAUAUACUACGAUUUUCUAAAUGCAACUAACGGGAAAAUUAAUAGUGUUAAACUUCUUAGGGGAGAAGCUAUCGAUUGUCGUUCAGUUGAUAGUUAUGAGCAAGCACUCGUUCAAGAAAUUGCUCCUUUCAUGCCUAACAAGAAGCACAGUUUUAGAGUUGAAGUUUUAAAGCCAGAGCCAAAAGAUGUUAUGGUGAGAGCAGCUAUCAAUUUUGAUGGAAGUUUACAUCUAGAGGCAGCAAAGGCUUUGGACCAUAUCCAAGGAAAAGUCCUUCCUGGCUGUCUUUCAUGGCAGAAGAUGGAGUGUCAGGAUAUGUUCCAUAGUUCAAUAUGUUGUACUACACGCAUAUAUUCAGUCAUCAAGGGACCGAUGGAAUCUUUGCUUGAAAUGUUUAAACUUCAGAAAGGUGUAACCUAUUCAGUGGACAGAAAUGUCAAUGGUUCCUACCGCGUUAAGUUGUCUGCUCAUGCAACCAAAAUCAUUGCGGAUGUGAGAAGGCCUCUUGAGAAUCUCAUGAAAGGGAAGACAUUAACUCAUCCAGGCCUAACUCCUUCGCUGACACAACUCCUAUUGUCUCGUGACGGCAUCAAUCUCCUCAAGUCGCUAGAGAGGGAGACUGGAACUUAUAUUUUUUAUGAUAGGCAGAACUUUCACAUUAAGCUGUUUGGUUCUCCAAAUGAUGUUGUUGCUGUUGAGGAAAAACUGGUCCAAUCCUUGCAACAUCUUUAUGAUAACAGGCCACUAGACAUUCGCCUUCGGGGUCACAAUCUUCCCCCAAAUUUGAUGAAAGAAGUCAUCCUGAGAUUCGGUGCAGACCUUCAAGGGCUUCGCUUACUUGUUUCAGGGGUUGAGUUAACUCUUAGCACCCGACGGCUUGUUCUGUCUGCUCGUGGAAGCAUGGAACAAAAACAGAAAGUGGAGGAGGUGAUUUCUGGCUUGGCAACCUCCCUAAGCAGCGGCUCUCUUCAGUCAUCACCAAUUCCUGAAACCAUGUGCCACAUUUGCUUGUGUGAACUGGAUGAACCCUUCCGUCUUGAAACUUGUGGGCACAAGUUCUGUCAGGGCUGCCUGGUGAACCAAUGUGAGGCGACUAUUAGGUCUCGGGAUGGGUUUCCACUGAGAUGUGCCAAGGAGGAUUGUCAGGAACUUCUUCUACUUACUGACCUGAAAGCCCUUCUUCUUGGAGAGAAACUAGAAGAACUCUUCCAGGCCUCAAUUGCCUGGUUUGUAGCAAGCAAUGGUGGGGAUUACCGCUUCUGCCCAACUCCGGACUGUCCGGGGAUCUACAAAGUAGCUGCAUCGGAGGAGGCGGCUUUGUCCGAUGGACCGUUUGUGUGUGGAGCUUGCUCCGUUGAAACUUGCACAUGGUGCCACCUUGAAUAUCAUGCAUUAAUCAGCUGCGAACGGUACAGAGAGUACAAAGAGAGUCCUGAUUUUUCACUGCAUGAUUGGAGAUUGGGGAGGGAGAAUGUUAAGGAUUGCCCUGUCUGUAGACAUGUGAUUGAGAAGGUAGAUGGGUGCAACCAUGUUGAGUGUCGGUGCGGCCGGCAUAUAUGUUGGGUUUGCCUCGAAGUAUUUACUGCCAGUGAUGCUUGCUACUCACACAUCAGAUCAUUUCAUGAUAUCUGAUUUAAUAAAUGCUGCAUAAAUGAUGUCUUUUUCGAUACAUUUGAUGUAUAAAUGAAUGUGUAUAUGUAUCAAUGUAUAGAGAUCCGCUUGUACUUAUAUGACACCACUUGUACUUAUAUGACAUUGAAGUAGUGAUAUACUAAAGAUUGAUGGAGAUUGCGAAGGAAGCAUGCUAUAUGCGCCCACCUAAGGUAAGCAACUCUCGCUCUGAUCUGAAGAUGUUUUCCUUGGUUGAACCUGAAUGUGGCGACUUCCAAAAUGUGCAGAGUAUUAAUAGUAAUGCUUCCCUUGUCUCAGUUUUAUAAACAUUCGACUAUGUACAGCUGAUCUAUUGUGUGUGUAUAUAUGAUUAUAUGACCAAACAAAAGGUCCGAGUCCCAGAGCCGCCUUUUGCUUCCGCAAAGAGAACACCAAUGUUCUUUCAAAGGUUUGGGGAGCGAGGUUCAUGAAACUCAGAACCUGGUCUCUCUCUCUCUCUCUCUCACUCUCUUUCUCUCUCUCUAUAUAUAUGGUAUAGAUUACCAGAUUGGAAUUGUCUGUCACAUUUUACAAAUCCUAUGUUUUUUUAGACAUUCUAAAUGCUCAAUCAUUCAAGAUGAAGGGUGUGAGAUAAGCGAAGACAAAGUCUGGAUGGGAGAAAGCUAACGGUGAUGAUGUUGAUGAUUGCGUUCGUAAAAAACCAGUUGCAAUGGGCUAUGUAAUUCAAAAGAAUGGUUUGUAAAGUGGCCAUGCGCUUUUGCUCCAAUUUUAUUUUGUAGUUUGUGUAAGAUGGCUAAUGUGUGGAUUUAUCUGUAGUUUACAUUUUCUUUUUGGUAAUAAAACCACAUGUCUGUUUGAUAAGAGACUUUUUGUUUUCUUACUUCAAAAGAACUAGAUGC